Messenger RNA from Elephantulus edwardii (Cape elephant shrew), 1770 nucleotides. It is a transcript of the gene ASB15, whose product is annotated as ankyrin repeat and SOCS box containing 15. The transcript is spliced from 9 exons. Bases 1 to 1770 code for a protein of 589 amino acids. Lineage: Eukaryota; Metazoa; Chordata; Mammalia; Macroscelidea; Macroscelididae. Gene Ontology annotation, cellular component: cytoplasm. The record is from RefSeq and is a predicted model, not a curated record. Gene Ontology annotation, molecular function: protein binding. Gene Ontology annotation, biological process: intracellular signal transduction.
AUGGAUACUGACGAUGACGCUGAUGAAGUCCCUCUUACAAGUUAUGACCUUCAGCUCAGCAUUCAGGAAUCCAUUGAAGCCAACAAGACCGCACUUUAUCCUGAAAGUUUUGUACCCCUAAGUGACCAAAACAGGAAGCUUGUAAAGGCCAUAAAACAAGGUCACAUUCUCAAGCUCCAGGGCUAUGUGAAGUACAAAUACGCGCUGGAUGAAGCUGAUGAGAAGGGGUGGUUUCCACUACAUGAAGCUGUUGUUCAACCCAUUCAACAAAUACUUGAGAUUGUUCUGGAUGAAUCCUACAAGACACUCUGGGAGAUCAAGACCUGUGAUGGAGAAACACCCUUGACUCUGGCAGUCAAAGCUGGACUUGUCGACAACGUUAGAACUUUACUAGAAAAGGGAGUGUUGCCAGACACCAAAAAUGACAAAGGAGAGACACCCCUUCUGAUUGCUGUGAGAAAGGGCUCCUACGACAUGGUAUCUGCUCUGAUUAAACACAACUCCAACCUGGACCAGCCCUGCGUCAAGCGAUGGUCAGCCAUGCACGAAGCAGCCAAACAAGGGCGCAAAGAUAUCAUCGCGUUGCUGCUAAAGCACGGAAGAGGGAGUGUCCACCUGCGAGAUGGAUUCGGAGUCACACCCUUAGGCGUUGCUGCUGAGCACGGCCACUGUGACGUGUUAGAGCACCUCAUCCACAAAGGUGGUGAUGUAUUUGCUUUGGCGGAUGAUGGAGCAUCAGUGUUGUUCGAGGCUGCAGGAGGAGGCAAUCCAGACUGUAUUUCCCUCCUGCUGGAAUAUGGAGGAAGUGGAAAUGUGCCCAACAGAGCAGGGCAUCUCCCUAUACAUCGAGCUGCCUACGAGGGGCACUAUCUGGCUUUGAAAUAUCUUAUCCCAGUAACAUCCAGAAAUGCCAUCCAGAAAAGUGGCCUGACCCCGAUCCACUCGGCCGCGGAUGGACAGAACGCGCAGUGCCUGGAGCUGCUCAUUGAACACGGUUUUGAUGUCAACGCCCUGCUCGCCGAACACAUUUCGGAGAGCUAUGACGACGGGAGGAAGACGGCGCUGUAUUUUGCUGUGUCUAAUAACGACGUGCGGUGCACAGAGGUCCUCCUGGCUGCAGGCGCGGAUCCCAACCUGGAUCCCCUCAACUCCCUGCUCGUGGCUGUCAGAGCCAACAGCCAUGAGAUCGUCCGGCUGCUGCUGGCCCAUGGAGCUGACGUCAACUGUUACUUCAUGCGUGUCAACGACACCCGCUUCCCCAGUGCCAUUCAGUACGCUCUCAAUGACGAGGCCAUGCUCAGACUCUUGCUGAACCAUGGUUACCAAGUGGAGCUGUGCUUUGAGUGCAUGCACGGGGACAUCUUCGGAAACUCCUUCGUGUGGUCACAGAUAGAAGAAGAGGUGCUGCCUGGGUGGACGUCGUCUGUGAUCAAAGACAAUCCGUUCUGUGAGUUUAUUACAGUUCCUUGGAUGAGACACUUGGUGGGCAGUGUUAUCCGCAUCCUGAUAGACUAUAUGGAUUACGUUCCCCUGUGUGCCAAACUGAAGUCUGUGCUGGAAGUACAAAGAGAGUGGCCAGAAAUCCAACAAAUAUUAGAGAAUCCUUGUUCAUUAAAACAUUUGUGCCGAUUAAAAAUUCGAAGACUGAUGGGCCUGCAGAGACUCUGCCAGCCAACGUCCAUGGAGAUGCUUCCUCUACCACCAAUUAUACGAAGAUAUUUAUUAUUUAAAGAAUACGAUCUCUACGGACAGGGGCUGAAAUUGCCAUAG